Trypanosoma rangeli is the source of this 298-nucleotide messenger RNA. RefSeq lists its product as uncharacterized. The record is from RefSeq and is a predicted model, not a curated record. The transcript has a single exon. NCBI's taxonomy places the organism in Eukaryota, Euglenozoa, Kinetoplastea, Trypanosomatida, Trypanosomatidae. The annotation marks the transcript as partial.
CGCCUGCGCAUGGGUCAAGGAUGUGUGGUCCCACAAUCUUCCACAGGGCCACGAGCGCCCUAGCAGGAGGCGUUGUGACAGUGCGAACGCAGUGUGCGGGCUUUGCGCUUGGGCUGGCAGCGCCCGAAGCAAUGGGUGCGGAUCAGUGGGGCAACCGAAUUGCCUAGAACAUGCGUCACUACGGUGGGAGCGCAACAGGUGCUUACUGAGAAGUAUGGGCUGCUUUGGGCGCUGCGCAACCGCGGGACAAAGACAGUUGCACUGGGCUACAAAACUGUGCGGCACCGUCCGCGGGUAA